AUGUUCGGCUCCCCUGACAACUCUAGACUGUCUCAUAUAUCCGAUCCUCGCUCAACUGAUACCGACUAUUUUACUCCAUAUCUUAGACUCCCAGGAGAACAAUCACUCCAGCCGGCCCAGAGCUCUGAGCGAAAUAUGGAAACCCAGGAAGCUCGACCUAUUUCUUCACCACAAGCAGUAAACCAAAGCCUCCGAGAGCUAGUCGACUCGAGAAUUGCCAGUCCAGCGAGUAUGUUUGGUGGCACUGCAGACUUACAGCUAUUCAGUAUUAGAGAGUUUCGCUCACCGAUCGCAGGCUACUUUUCUCGAGAUUUCAACCUUCAGGGACCGCAGUUCCUGGAGAAGGUUCAUGAUCAGUGCGAAAAGAUGGACGACGUCAAAGCUCGAUACGAAGAUCUUUGGCUUUCAACCCAGCUAUUUUGGGAUCUUAUGCUUCGAAUGCAGCCGAACUGUGUCACUUCUGAUAUUAAAGUUCUGAGAAUUGCAGUUGACCUGAUGCUUGAUGCCGUUGUUGGUCGCAUGCUUCCCCAGCUUCGACCAGAGUAUCACCCAGUCCUCGCAGAAAGCCACCUACAAGCACUCAGUCGUCGUCUCCGUGCUCUGGAACUUCGUCUCCGAACCGACAUGGGGACAUGUGGCAAGUCACCCAAGAUGCUUUGCGGGUGUUUAAUUCCUGUAAAGCGUCCCAACAACAAGGACAGGCUCUGGACAUGUCACUUGACUAUCAGAAAGGACGAAAAGGGGCGCCCUGAGGAUCGAGGACUCAAAUUUCGAGAUUUGGCUGGUCUUCUCCGCCUUGAAGACUUUCUCUCGCAUGUCUACAAUGAAUUCGAGCCUCAACUGAGCCCAGCAAGUCCAGCAGCAGACUGCGGAAUUAUCCACACUGCUAUUGCGCUCAUGGAUGAUGAUAUCAAGAGGUUCAUACCUAAGAAGGACUACCAUACUGCUGAUGAGCUUAAAGCAGAGUGGAUUUAUGUCCUAUGUCACGAGACCUUUCGCUCCUCUACCGUCCUUGAAGUCAUGGGUAUCGUCAGUGAUGCUGUGGAUUUUAGCGAGAGAGAUGGGACUCAAAUACAUCGAGAGGAAUGUGACCUCUGGGCUCCCGAAACGGUUCCUGAACCACUCACCACAACUGCACGCUUUAGAAAACUGACAACGUUCCGGCCUGAUCCGAACCGGGGAGUGAGUCCUCUGCAUCCUUCUUAUUGGAAACGGGACUCUAAGAGCUCGGAGAACUCUUCUAUGAGUCGAGGGCAUAAAGGUUGA
Fusarium fujikuroi IMI 58289 is the source of this 1266-nucleotide messenger RNA. RefSeq lists its product as uncharacterized. The record is from RefSeq and is a predicted model, not a curated record. The transcript has a single exon. NCBI's taxonomy places the organism in Eukaryota, Fungi, Ascomycota, Sordariomycetes, Hypocreales, Nectriaceae. The coding region runs from base 1 to 1266 and encodes 421 amino acids.